ACCGCAGUGGCUGAGCUGCUGACAGGAGGCGGCGGCGGAGGAGGAGGCGAGGCAAGACCUGCGGCUCCGCGGGGCUACUGCCGCGGUAGCUCUAGGCAACCCCACGGAGCUACGCCGGUCUCAGUCAUCCCGCGAGCCUCUCGCCGCCUCUCCAUCCUUCCAUCCGCCUAUCCGCCCGACCGGUCCAGGGCGGCCUAGUCUGCAUCAUCUGCCGGGCUUCUGGGGCCGCCGCCCCGCGCGGUCCCCUCGGCGUCCCUGGCCGCGCCCGGCCCCUGGCCCGCUCGCUCGCCGGCACCAUGAUGGAGGAGAUCGACCGGUUCCAGGUGCCCACCGCGCACUCGGAGAUGCAGCCGCUGGAUCCAGCCGCAGCCUCUAUCUCAGACCGAGACUGUGACGCCCGGGAGGGUGAGUCAGUAACCAUGAAUUACAAACCAUCCCCGCUCCAGGUGAAGCUGGAGAAGCAAAGGGAGCUGGCCCGGAAGGGUUCCCUGAAGAACGGCAGCAUGGGCAGCCCUGUCAACCAGCAACCCAAGAAGAACAACGUCAUGGCCCGGACGAGGCUGGUUGUCCCUAAUAAAGGCUACUCCUCGCUGGACCAGAGCCCUGAUGAGAAGCCACUGGUAGCUCUUGACACAGACAGCGAUGAUGAUUUCGACAUGUCCAGAUACUCUUCCUCUGGCUACUCCUCUGCCGAGCAGAUCAACCAAGAUUUGAACAUCCAGCUGCUGAAAGAUGGCUACCGGUUAGACGAGAUCCCCGACGACGAGGACCUAGAUCUCAUCCCCCCCAAGUCCGUGAACCCCACCUGCAUGUGUUGUCAGGCCACUUCCUCCACCGCCUGCCACAUUCAGUAGUGGGCGGGGUCGCCGCGGUGCACGGGGCGGCGCUGACCUGGGCCUGGUGGGAUGCAGCAGGGGAGACCCCUACCCUGCUGGUCCACUGGUCCCCAGCCCCGCGCCUCUUACAGCCGCCAACCUCGUAACAGUCAUUGCUUCCUCCUAUGGUAGGACGUGUACCUCUGUGUGUUCAAGGAGCCGGAGAAACCAAAACCGGGUCUGUCUCCAGCCCCGGGGCUGAGGAGGGGUGGGCACUGUUUGUUCGGUUACUUGGGGGAACCACACCCAAGCACCCUGCCACCUCUCCCAUAGCUGCAGUAAGGGGGGCGGCACUGAAGGCCAGGAGGCCAAAUGUAAGCUGUCUGUGAAGGGAUCACAGGUCCGGAAGGUUGGCCCCAGCCAGUGAAGCCAUGAAUCCCCCCAAGCCCAGCUUGGAAAGGAAGGAAAGGGGUUUGGAGAAGAAAAGGCUCCUAGCAAUGGGGGCAGUUCUCACACCUCAGAGCCCCCUCCCCAAACCCUGUGCCAGCCCAUACACCCAUUUGUGUUUUCCCCUCAUCUCCAGAUGGGAAGCCAGGCAACGCUGUCCAUAGGUCUCUCCAUUAGAUAACUCCCUCCCUGUCUCUCUCCCCUGCUUCCUUACUUUCUGAGGGUUGGGAAGUAAGACGGACCUUAGAAAGAAGCCUGGUUUGGGGCCUGUUCUCACAGGUCUCUAACCAGUGCAUCUGUCUCUCUGCCUCAUCCCCAUGCCGCCCUGCCACCCCUAGUCUUCUUUCUAUUGGUUCCAGGCUGGAAGCAAGAGAUAAGGCUGGCCUCCUGUGCCCCAUUGCCAUCUCACCCUAGCUCAAAGUCCAGGAGGCAGGCUUCCAGAAAGGCUCUUCAAGGGCAAGCUUAAGAAAAUACAGUGAGCCAAGUGGCUGUAUGUAUAUCGUAUGGUAUGCACAUGUGUGUGCAUAUGGAUGUGUGUACAUGCAUGUAUGUGUGUGUGUGUGUGUGUGUGUGUGUGUGUACACGCAUGUGUGUUGAGACUGUCUGUCCAGGGAACCAGGUUGGUGUCUGAGAUGGGGAAAUGGCUGUGGUCUGGUAACUGUGUGAGAGGCUGCUUGGGAAUGAGAAUGCACAGCCUGGCCAUCCAAAACCUGGGUUCUGGUCCCAGCCUUCGGCAUUCUCCCUGAGCUCCUAAGCAAUUCCCAGGCUUCUCCAGGGUUUCAGUUCUCACAACUGGAAAAUAAAGAGUAGCUGACAUCACUGACAGAGUCUUUUCAUACCAGAAGGAAUUUCUUCACAGGAGUUUCUGCAAAAGACUAUGACAUCUGUGUGUCUUUGAUCUCAGGAGGUACCUGGAUGUGUACGUGCAUGGACAUGGGAAGUCCAUGAAGAUUUGUUUGGGGGAAAGUGGGGUGUGUGCGUGUGAGUGUGAGUGUGUGUGUGUGUGUGUGUGUGUGUGUGUGUGUGUGUGUGUGUAGCUGUACCGGGUGUCAUGUAUACUGUUGCUUCUGCUGCUGGUCUGAGGGAGGAAAGGUAAGGCUGUAGCUCUCCCACGGCUGAAGACAACUAACUACAGAGAGCAGAGAGAGCCUCAGACUGCUGGGCCUUGGCCCCACGAGCCUCCUCUCACUGAGCCAGUGUGGCCAGAGUGUGUCUCCUCCAGGCACCCCACAUGCUGACAUUUCUGCCCUCUGGAUCCUACUCACACCUAGGCUAGAGUGGGGGUGGUGAGGAGGAGGGGUGGGGCUGUUGGCUUGGGAAGGGAAGCGUCUCUCUCUGCACCACAUGCAGGGGCUGCCCACUCCCAGGUAUUGGAGUGUAGCUUUCCACUCCACACACCUCCAGCUUAGCUCCCCCUAGUGCAGAGAUCCUAAUUAAAUAAGAAAAUACCAAAGGAGGCAAGCCAGAGAAAGCAUCUUCAGGGCCACAGGCCCAUGGUGGCCCCAUCUGAGCCCCCUCUCCUACCCCAGUUCGCAUCCCCACCACUCAUCAUCUGGGCCCCAGCGCUAGAACCCCCCCACUGCAUCCCCACCAGGCUCUUCAACUCACCCUUCUAGAACAUGGUGCCUCCUUUCUUUAGACUUCUGCCUUUGCCUCUGACUCCUGAGGGAUUCUAAUUCAACGUGUGUGACCCUGAGAGCCAAGGGCCAGUGCCCUUGUGAGCACACUAGUUCCGUAGCAGGCAAGGGCAUUAGACUGAGGUGGUAUAUACACAGUGGGUAGGGGUAGGAAGCUGGCAGCCUGCAGCUUCCAAGUCCAAGGAGAGCGCAGUUCCCUCCUUCCCUGCCUGGAAGUUGAAGGAGAAGAGCCAGGGUCUCAGCUUGCCCCCCCUCCCUUCCCCCUCCCCACUCCCCCACCCCUUGUAGAUACUGCCUUAACACUCCCCCACCCUGCGGCUGCUACCCAGCCAGGUUUCUCCGAGCUCACUAAUUUAUUUCCAAGAAGGUGUGUGGAAGACAUGAGCCGUGUAUAAUAUUUUUUUUAACAUUUCCAUCGCAGUAUUGACCAUCAUCCUUGGUUGUGUAUCGUGUAACACAAAAUAAUAAUAUUAAAAGCA
Molecule: messenger RNA, 3378 nt
Organism: Mus pahari (shrew mouse)
Lineage: Eukaryota; Metazoa; Chordata; Mammalia; Rodentia; Muridae
Gene: Fam219a
Product: family with sequence similarity 219 member A
Exons: 6
Coding region: 297-854 (185 amino acids)
Source: RefSeq, a predicted model, not a curated record